This is a messenger RNA of Panicum virgatum (switchgrass), 2147 nucleotides long. RefSeq names its product RNA pseudouridine synthase 6, chloroplastic-like. Gene Ontology annotation, biological process: pseudouridine synthesis. NCBI's taxonomy places the organism in Eukaryota, Viridiplantae, Streptophyta, Magnoliopsida, Poales, Poaceae. The record is from RefSeq and is a predicted model, not a curated record. Gene Ontology annotation, molecular function: RNA binding; pseudouridine synthase activity. The coding region runs from base 86 to 1528 and encodes 480 amino acids. The transcript is spliced from 9 exons.
CACCAAUCAGCGGAGCAACGUCGUUCCAACCCCACAAAAGCCCAAAAACCCGGGCACCUCCCGCCGCCGCCGGCCGGACACGCCGAUGCCGAAGCCGGCGGCCUCCGUCGCCUCGCUCCUCCCGCAGCUAUGGCACCGCCGUUUUCUUCCCCCUACCCUCGUCCCGCGAGACCUUUCCUCCUUCUCUCCCCUCCUCACCAUCCACUCGGCACCACGCCGCUGCUCCCCGCUCCCCCCUUCCACGCACCUCACCGCUGCCGCAGUGUCAACCGCCGCCGCGGUGGAGGCCCCAACAACCACACCGUACCCAGUGUAUGAGCGGCUUCUGCCGUGCCCCUUGCAAGACGACCCUCCAAGAAUCGAGCACCUUGUUACUCGGGAGGACGAGAUGGCAGGCGAUUUCAUCUCCAGGUCUCUCGGCCUUCCUCCUCUGUAUGUUGCAGAUCUUAUCAAGUUUGGGGCUGUGUACUAUGCUCUUGUUGCGCCACAGCCGCCCCCAUACGCAGCUCCAGAGCAUGUUAGGAUCUUUAGGGAAGUGACCGAUCCUUCAGUCCUGCGCCGGAGGGCGUCCAUUAAGGGGAAGACAGUGAGGGAGGCGCAGAAAACAUUUAGGGUGACGGAUCCCAACCAACCCCUUGAGGCUGGCACGUAUCUACGGGUUCAUGUGCACCCCAAACGGUUUCCGAGGUGUUAUGAAAUUGACUGGAAAUCCAGGGUAGUAGCGGUUACUGACGACUAUGUUGUCCUCGAUAAACCAGCUGCAACAUCAGUGGGAGGAGCAACUGAUAACAUCGAGGAAUCCUGUGCAGUGUUUACUUCACGCGCACUAGGGUUGGAAACACCAUUAAUGACGACUCACCAAAUUGACAACUGCUCUGAAGGCUGUGUGGUGUUGUCUAAAACUAAAGAGUUCUGCUCGGUUUUCCAUGGACUGAUAAGGGAAAAACAGGUUAAAAAAGUUUAUCUCGCUCUUACCACAGCACCUGUGUCUACAGGAAUAAUUACGCAUUAUAUGCGUCCUGUUAAUCGUGCUCCUAGAUUAGUUUCAGAAGACCAUAUUGGAAAAUGGUACCUCUGUCAAAUGGAGGUACUUGAUUGUAAGAAGGUAACAUGGCCAAACUCUUUGAUCAGGAAAGCUUACAGUGUAAAUGACUCUGGAUGGCCCCAGCAAGAAGCUGCCUAUGAAUGUAGAAUCAAUCUCUUGACAGGCAAAACUCAUCAGAUAAGGGCACAACUUGCUGCCGUAGGCACUCCAAUUAUAGGGGAUUCUGCAUACAUGACUGCAGCAAUGGCAGCGAUGGCUAAUCCAAGCAUUAACCCAUUCGGUAGGGAAAAGCUGAGUUACAAUAGUGAAGAGGAGAAAGAAGCUGCCAUUGAAUCAUGGAUUGCUGCCCACGGCAAGGAACCAAAAUCUGUAAUUGGCCUGCAAGCAUCAGAGAUCUCAUGGGAGUACGAGGGUGAACGCCACAGCUAUAAGGCAGGGGUUCCAUGGUGGCAGCAGGAUUCAGUGGAGUCUGAUCUGGUAUGAGCAAAAGUGGUAGUAUAAGGGAAUAUCUACCAUGAACUGUAUCCUUUGAAGUUUGAAGUAACACCUUUGGUACAGUGGCAGAGCUUUGUAAGGGCCGAAGGGGGCCAUGGACCCCUGGCUUUGCAAAUUCUACACUAGAUGAACAGUGAUUUGAACACUGUUCAUUACUGUAGCAACGGGUGCCCCCUCAUUCUUCUGAGAUUAGAGAUCAAGCUCCGCCGGUGCUUUGGUACGCAUCCUGGUGGACAAGGUUCUGGAAGAUUGCCUCCCAACCGAAGAGAAACUGAUGUCCAGAUUACUAAUAGACGAUGGCAUAUGCCUGGGAUGGUAUGGCUGGCUGUCCACCAGCAACAAAAUACCUAACACACCGAAAAUGUUCAGGUUUAGUUUUUCACAAAAGAUGAGACCCGGCUGGUGCUGGGCCUGUUACUGUUAAGGUGCCACAUCUGUCAGAUUGUCACUGUUCCCUUGUUGCGCACAUUUUUGUCGGAUUUGGCUAGGUGUAGGUUUCUGUAACUGCUGUUGAUCUCAUGAUCUGUACUUUGUUCUUAGUACUGGCCGUAUGUAACAGUGUACACGGUCACACGGACACGUAAGAAUGGCUGGUUCCGUUUCUUUA